Molecule: messenger RNA, 511 nt
Organism: Eurypyga helias (sunbittern)
Lineage: Eukaryota; Metazoa; Chordata; Aves; Eurypygiformes; Eurypygidae
Product: coagulation factor VII-like
Exons: 5
Cellular component (GO): extracellular region
Molecular function (GO): calcium ion binding
Source: RefSeq, a predicted model, not a curated record
AUGGUUUCCAGGCAGCCCGUGGCUCUGUUUCUCUGCCUUCCACUCCUGAUUCCUCUCUCUCUGGAUGCAGUCUUUCUAAAGCAGGAAGAGGCAAACAGCGUUUUGCAGAGGCAACGACGAGCCAACAGCUUCUUCGAAGAGAUAAAACUGGGGUCACUAGAGCGAGAAUGCAUGGAAGAAAAGUGUUCCUUCGAGGAAGCAAGAGAGAUUUACCAUGAUGAUGAAAGGACAAAAGAGUUCUGGCACAUCUAUUCCGACCCAAACCAGUGCGACUCCAACCCCUGUCAGAAUGGCGGGAGUUGUGAUGACCAGUUCCGGGAUUACGUGUGCCGCUGCCCUGUCGAAUAUGAGGGCAAAAGCUGUGAAAAAGCCACGGCUGAGAAACUGAAGUGCAUUUAUGACAACGGUGGCUGUGAACAGUACUGCACUGAUGAGCAGUCUGAAAAACGAGCGUGCUUCUGCGCGGACGAUUACGCUUUGGCGAGUGACGGUGUGUCCUGCAUUCCCCAAG